Pygocentrus nattereri (red-bellied piranha) is the source of this 1654-nucleotide messenger RNA. RefSeq names its product NADP-dependent oxidoreductase domain containing 1 (gene noxred1). The record is from RefSeq and is a predicted model, not a curated record. Gene Ontology annotation, biological process: L-proline biosynthetic process. Gene Ontology annotation, molecular function: pyrroline-5-carboxylate reductase activity. The transcript is spliced from 6 exons. Lineage: Eukaryota; Metazoa; Chordata; Actinopteri; Characiformes; Serrasalmidae. The coding region runs from base 88 to 1098 and encodes 336 amino acids.
UGCUACGGCAAAAUCUGACGGAGCGGUUUAUUUGCAGGAAUUUCUAAUGUCAGACAAAGCACCAGUUUUUGUGUUGACGGUCAAACAAUGGACUUAACGUUUAAUUUAAACUCUCUCGGAUUUGAGGCUGGGCUCAUUGAUGGUGAAAAAGAAUGGACGUUUCUGCGCAGUCGGUCAGCCGCUUUGACUGUUAGUGGAUGCGGACAUGCAGUGUUUCUGUGUCGACUUGCCACUAUAGUGAGGGGUAAAUUAAGGCACCUGACUAGUAAAUCACGCCACCCUGGGCUAAAUCUAGGUAUUACCGGAGGGGGACACAUUGGCAAACAAUUGACAAAAGUCUUACUAAGUUUGCCCGGAUUCAAACCAUCUAACAUCAGCAUCUCAACCAGAAGGCCCGAGACACUGCAGGAAUUCUCAAAGAGCGGGGUGGAGUGUUACUUCGACAACCGCAGACUGGCCGCUUGGGCAGACAUACUCUUCCUCUGUGUGCUCCCCUCUCAUCUGCCUCGAGUGUGUGCAGAGCUUCACUCUCAGCUGCCUGCACACUGCCUUGUGUACAGUUUCACCACUGCUGUGCCAUUACACAGGCUUGCACGACUCCUUGGCCACAGUUUUGUUCUGAAGCCCCAUUAUGAUUUCGUAGCCUGUGAUUCAGCUCUGAUGUGGCUCCGCCAUAGUCAGAUGAUGACAGCUUUAAAAGAUGAAGAAGUGCUGACUGCAUCAUGCCCACUUUCAAUGAGUGGUGGGCUUUCAUUGGAUCAGAGGUGGGUGCCUGCUGUGCUGUACAGUCUCCUCAACAUGUGCACUGCUGAACGAUUGGGGUUUAACCAAGCUGUCCAACUGCUCAAUGAGCUGUUCCAGACCAAACACUCAUCCGAGACCUUUACCUGUCAAAGCUUUGUCAACUCAUCCUGCGCAGCUACACUUACUGACUCUGGAGAGCCUUUUCCCUGGAUCAACUUGAUUGAUGCGCAGACAAAGCAGACCCCCUUGUCUUCUUGUCUAAUGGGAUCUAAAGUUUUACAAGACUGCAUUUCUGCAGUGUAUUACAAAACAUUUUCCAGCAUGUCACCUGCUAAGAAUGAGAUGCAAGAGUGAAUCAUAGAAGUGAGAGUAGAAAAACAGUUCUACGUUUGUUUAAUACUUUUGCUUUAUGUAGAAUAUAUUUUAGUUGUAUUGGAAUUAAUACAGCUGCCUUAUUAACUAGAUCUCAAACAAACAUAUGUAAACUGCAGCCUAAAAUAAAUGCUAAUUUAGCUCAGGGGAGUAAUGAGGCUGUGAGUCUGUCAACUGUUUUAAAUCUGCUGCGCCUUAAUUAGCACCACAAUAGUACUAAGCUCUCUAGAGAUUUCCUAGCAUUUGUGACUCUGACUGUAACAAUAUAUAUAUAUAUAUUUUUAAUAUAUAUAUUUCUUGUUUAGCCCAAUUUAAAUAUAGAUACAAGAGCUGAAAUGGUAGGAAGGUGAAAAUGACAUAUUUCAGGAUGUCUAUAUAUGAAAGUAACCAUUAAAAAUGUAUGCAUUGGGUCUUUUCUGGAUUUACAGUUUCUUUUAGGCACGUUCACAGAAGAGUUGUAUGACUAUCGAGAAAUAGUGAAUAACUAUUAAUAAAAAUUAUAAAUGAUAUUUUUUAUGUUAGAAGUGUUUUAUUUUUA